AUGGCGUGCUCGCUUUUCUCCACCAGCACCGUGCUUUUCCCCCUCUCUCUUCUUCUUCUCUGUAAGCGUCCAAGCACCACAAACAACACCACCGCUGCCCCGCCAUGGCGCCGACGCUUUAGACCACCCCCCGCCGUUCUGAGGGCACGGAAAGAUGCGCCUCGUCGUCCUCUCCAUCUCCGUCCAAGGAAUCGAACCGGAACUCUUCCAAUCGUCGCCAUCUUCGCCGAUUCCGUCCCGACCACCGGCGGCGUUUUCUUCAAUUUCGGCCGUCUCCGACCUCCUCUCCCGUUUCCGAGCGCACCAUCGCGUUCCUGGUCCUCGACGCCGACCAACCUCUCGGUGGUUCCCCGGGCUCCACGCUGCCCGUUCCUGGUCUGCAGCGACAGGGCGCAUGUCCCGCGCCUAAUACCCCACCCCGCUUCGCCCGUCUCUCCCGUACUCGACAUCGCCGUUCUUCUCCGCCAUGGUCGUUCUUCAAGUCCGUCCUGUGGUACAUCAAGUAGUAGUGCUACUACUACUGUUCAUCGAUCCACAGCUAGCCUAACUGAUCCGCUGGUGGGCCUCAGCCCAGAUUCUUCCCGCAGCAGUGCAUCGCCCGCGCGGCCCAGUUUUUCCCGUCGCCAACGCAGACCAAAUCCGGCCCAGGACCACGCAGCAUUUGCUUCUUCCCGGAUAGGAUCACGAAGUGGUGAUGUGAGAUACGAUGAGUUCUCCGACAAGUUCUUCUGCAGCUUUUCACAGGUACAAGAUGACGACGUUAGCAAGGUUACCCUUCCGGCUUGGCCUGGGCAGGGUUAUGGACGCCACUGGUUAUCUUCAGGACUCUUAGUCCAAUUUGUAUCUUGUCCGUACUCGGACGUAUUCGAUCUUCUGUAUGAUUUGGAUCUCUGUAUUGUAUAUUUGUAUCUUGACUCGUUGGAGUCGUUGUUGUAUAUAUGUAUCUUGUGGGCUCUAUUGUAAUCCUGUUGUAAUGUUA
Lolium perenne is the source of this 979-nucleotide messenger RNA. The record is from RefSeq and is a predicted model, not a curated record. NCBI's taxonomy places the organism in Eukaryota, Viridiplantae, Streptophyta, Magnoliopsida, Poales, Poaceae.